GGGGUUGUUAUGCAUGUCACCUCACGGUGUUGUUUCUCCUUAGGCAGCCGUGGCAGCGAUGCUUGAGAGGGGCCUAUGGAGCGCGUUUACAUAAUCAACCGGAAAGCUCUUUUCCACGUUGGUCUGUGCCCAAGGGCUGACAAGCAAGCCAGAAAUCACUCUGGUUUGUGUUUCUGUAGUUCUUGAAGAUGUUUAAAGAUGGACACUCCUCCAGAUGAUUUCUGCCAUUUGCUAUGGGGAUCAUCAAAUCUGAGCAAGCUGCAGAGCUCUAGGGUAAGGAUCAGACGUGCAUGGUAGUUUUUCCAGAGAAAAUGCUUGCCAACCUUGGCUGAUGAAACUAGGCUUAACAGGGACAAGCGCGAGGCAGGCCCCCCGUGAAUUACUUUCCGUGGGUUUUAAAAAUUGGCUUAGAAAUGUUAAAUGUUUUUUGUUAAAUGACAUGUUUCUAUAAAUCAGAGCCUGCAGGUACCUUUGAGAGAGGCAACCAAUGAACACCCGGGUGGAGUCAGUUAAUACCACUGCUGUAGACAUGAAGGUUGGAACCCUUUUGCUGGCCAAGAGCCCCUGGCAGAUGUGCUGCCCUUCUCAGGUGGCGACCAACGAAGGGGCUUGGACACUGGGGACACCGGUGACGCAUAAAGAGUGAGAGGCCACGGUGGUAAGUGAAGUUAAAGAGUUUUAUUUUCUGUCCAUUUUGACUUUCUAUCCUUGAUUUUGUAUUCAACCCAUAUAAUCAUUUUCCCACUUUUCUACCCUCUUUUGUACAUAUAAUCCUUGAAAAAUCAUUUGCAGAAGAUUCAACAAAUAUCAUCUGGAGUAAAACGUGGGGCAUAUAGAGUCAAAGGAACAUAAGUUGUUUGUACAAUUGUUACACUCUAUCAUAAAGUCUCAGGGUCAUGAUAUUAAACUAAAACAAGUAGAGGAAUUUUUGCAGAUUAUUCGUGAAAUUUGCCCUUGGGUUCCUGAAGGAGGUGUGCUGGAUGAAUCUACAUGGUCUGUAAUAGGGAAAAAAAUUGACUACUUUUUCUUUUGUAAUAAGGAUGUGCCACAAUCUUCUGUAUUGUUAACUGUUUGGGGUAAGCUCGGCAAAUGUGUUUGCCCUUCUCACCCUUCCGUGCCACCCUAUUCUUCCCCCACUUCACUAAACAAACAGACAGAUCCUCAUUUCCCAAUGCCACCAAGCGUUGCAGGUGCUGACCUUCUCCCUGUCUCUCUGGAUCACUUGUUGAACGAGGGUCUUGCAGUCAUCAUAAUGAGUAUGAUCCUAAUUUGCUUGAUGCUCCAUUGACUGAAGUUAUUGUGACUCAACCGGAUCCUAUGGUAUCUACUCUGAGGACUGCACCUCAGUGGGACCCUGGGCCAGUAACUUUUACUUUGCCUCCAGAUCUUGCUCAUUAGUUUCAGGAUUUGCUUUCACUUUGCUCGCGAGCACUUACUAACCAGCAGCAGUUAUAUCCUGUAGUUCAGCAAGCAGCCACACCUUCUGGUGCUUUGCCGAUGGCCUAACCGUCUACCACUGCCGCUCCGAUAACACCGUUGACUCAUGCCUUAAUGUCUUUACAUAGAGGUUUUACUGAGUAUAACAAUAUAUUUCCUGCUCUUUAUCCUGUUAUUGAGGAGGUGGAUAAUCAAGGCAAUCCAGUUAGAAAUUAUGAUCCUAUUCCUCCUAAGACACUAAAGGAAAUAAAAGAGGCAGUUGCACAAUAUGGACCUACCGCUCCAUGUACUAUUUCUCUUAUAGAAAAUUUGACUAUCUCUGCUCUCCUCGCUUGUGAUUGGGGACGUUUGACUAAAGCAUGUUUAUCUGGUGGUGAUUAUUUACUUUGGAUAGCUAAUUAUGAGGAUGCUGCCUAUGAGCAGGCUGAAAGAAAUUGCCGUGACAAUGUACCUAUUACUGCUGAUAUGCUUGUAGGAAAAGGGCAUUAUGAGCCUUUGGCAGCUCAGGCUACCUUGCCAUCAGAAGCAUAUGCCCAGAUUAAUAUGCUCACUACGAGAGCCUGGAAACAAUUGCCUUCUACAGGAGUUAAAACGGAGGAAUUGGCAAAAAUAAGACAAGGUCCUGAUGAACCUUAUCAAGAUUUUGUAGCUCGGAUGCUUCAAGCAGUCGGUAGACAAGUACAGGAUGCUGAGGCUGGAACAUUGCUGAUUAAACAAUUAGCUUACAAAAAUGCUAAUUCUGCUUGUCAGGCUGUUAUUAGGCCCUGGCGUAAGAAGGGCACCUUGGUUGACUACAUUUGCCUUUGUGCUGAUAUAGGCCCUGUAUAUCAACAAGGGCUUGCCAUGGCUGCCGCACAGGCCGGCAUGACAGUAGCCGCUUUUAUAAAACAAAAAUUUGGCAAUAAAGGGGACAAGUCAGCUGUGAGGUGUUAUCACUGUGGGGCCUUGGCCAUGUGGCAAAAUUUUGCCAAGCUGUGAUACCUGCCUUGCCUGUUCCUCAAGCCAGCCUGCCUAACAUUGAGUCACAGCAGCCUGGGGAAUGUCCUCGUUGUCAUCGAGGUAAUCACUGGGCUGCUGAAUGUUGCUCUAAGUGUGAUGCUCAAGGAAAUCCUUUGCUUCCCAAAUCGGGAAACUCCCAGGGGGAGCUGUCUCGACCCGCCCCAGAAAUUCAGGGCACCUGUGAUUCGGGCAGUCUCUCCCCCAGUGGGAACAAAUCCAUUUUACAACUUUACAGAGCAACCCCACACAAUGCAGGACUUGACCUCUGUCCCUCCUCCAGACAAGUAUUAACUCCGGAUAUGGGCCCGCAAGCCAUUCCUACUGAUGUUUUUGGACCACUGCCAGCAGAUCAUGUAGGGUUACUUUUGGGAAGAAGCAGCUGGUCCUUAAAAGACUUGCAAGUUGUUCCAGGAGUUAUUGAUGCUGACUACACUGGAGAAAUUCGAGUUGUGACUUGGGCUCCACAAGGUAUUUACACCUUAACCCCUGAUCAGCCUUUUGCUCAGCUUUUGCUUAUUCCUGUUACUACUCAUGUAGGUAUUCCUUUAACUCAGUCCCCGAGAAAACAUAAAUCAUUUGGUUCUUCUUCUCACGCUUAUUAGGUGCAAUCUAUUUCUGCUCCAAGACCUGAAUUAACCCUUAAUAUUAGUGGAAAAGUAUUUCGUGGGUUAUUGAAUACAGGUGCUGAUGUGUCUAUUAUUUCUGCAAAACAUUGGCCUUCUGCUUGGCCGACAACUCCGACUAUGACCUCCCUCCAAGGCAUUGGUAUGAGUAAUAAUCCUGAACAAGCUGCCAAUCUUUUAUUUUGGUCAGAUAAUGAAGGUCAUGAAGGCUAUUUUCACCCUUAUAUUAUUUCAGGAAUCCCUCUUAAUUUGUGGGGAAGGGUUAUCCUGGAAGCUAUGGGGGUGCAUUUGGUAACUGGAGAUGUAGCUUAUCGUAUCAUGACUAAACAAGGAUGUCAGCCCAAUAAGGGCUUGGGCAAACAUUUGCAAGGUAUAACAGAGCCUUUGCAACUUCCGUGAAAAACUGUUCGCUCCGGGCUGAGGUAUUUUGCCUAGGGGCCAUUGCAAAUCCCGAUGCUCUUGGAAGUCUGAUUCUCUGGUAUGGGUAGAAUUAUCUGGUGAUAAAAUUGUAGCUGCCCGAGAGUUGGUUUGGGAACAACUUGAAGUGGGCCAUAUCAGAUCUACCCACAGCCCCUGGAAUUCUCCUAUGUUUGUUAUAAAAAAGAAAUCUGGUAAGUGGAGAUUGUUACAAGAUUUGAGAAAAGUAAAUGAAACCAUGGAAAUUAUGGGUUCAUUACAACCUGGACUGCCUUCCCCUGUGGCUGUUCCACAAAAUUGGAAAAUGUUAAUUAUUGACUUAAAGGAUUGUUUCUUUACCAUUCCCUUGGUGCCACAAGAUUGUAAACGUUUUGCUUUUAGCAUUCCAUCUACCAAUUUUGGCCAGCCUUAUGACAGGUAUGAACGGGCGGUCCUGCCCCAUGGAAUGGCCAAUAGUCCCAUCUUAUGUCAAGCUUUUGUUGCUAAGGCAAUUUUUCCUGUUCGGCAUCAAUUUCCUAAUGUUCUGCUUUUACAUUAUAUGGAUGAUUUACUGUUAGCUGCUUCUACUGACUUUUUUGUUGUUUGCUGCUUUUGAUUCCCUUAAGCACCGUUUGGAGCAAGCUAACCUGAUUAUAGCCCCAGAUAAAGUUCAAACUGUUGCUCCUUAUCAUUAUUUGGGCUGUAUUAUUGAGUCUCAAUGAAUUUCAUUUGUAACUCCUAAAUUGUCUACUGCAAAGUUAACCUCCUUAAUGAUUUUCAAAAAUUUCUCCGUGAUAUUAAUUGGAUUAGACCCAGUUUAAAACCUACUACUGGACAAUUAAAGCCUUUAUUUGAUCUUUUAAAAGGUUCUCCUAAUCCAUCAUUUCCCAGAAAAUUGACUGACUCUGCAAAGCAGGCAUUGCAACUAGUACAUCAAGCCCUUUUAGAUAAAAAAAUUAACUAGAAUUCAACUUAAUAUUCCUUGGUGUCUUUGUAUUCUCUAUACCUCUUACACUCCCACAGGUGUUUUCUGGCAACAAGGUAUAUUAGAGUGGCUUCAUCUCCCUGCAAGCCGCGGUACAGUAAUUUCUCCAUAUUAUGACUUAGCUGCCACUUUGGUGGCCAAGGGUCAUAUUUGGGUCCUGGCUUUAUUUGGAACUGAACCACCUGAAAUUAUUAUCCCUUACAAUACCCCUCAACAAACCUGGCUUUGGCAAUUUUCACAUAACUGGCAAGUUGCUUUCGCUGGUUACUCUGGUAAUGUUAAAUGUCAUUUCCCACCUGAUAAAGUUCUUCAUUUUUAUUCCCAAUGCUCUCUUGUUUUCCUCAGACUUGUGUAAGAGCUCCUUUGUUACAUGCCUAUUUAGCUUUCACUGAGGGCUCUUCCUCCGGUAUAGCUGCAGGCACUGUUGAUGCUAAACUGUUUUCUUUUAAAACAACAGAAUCUUCGGCCCAGCGUGUGGAACUUGUAGCUGUUCAACAUGUUCUCUCUAAUUGGGAUGUUCCUUUAAACAUCUAUUCUGACAGCCAGUAUGUUGUCCGUCUGGUUCAAGAUUUAGAAACCUCUCCAUUAACAUAUUCUGAUUCCUCUCCGAUCAUCCACCUUCUGUGUCCCUUACAGCAAACUAUCAGGCAAAGAUUGCACCCCUUUUUUAUUGAACAUAAUAGAGCUCAUUCUAUGUUACCUGGACCUCUUGCUGAAGGAAAUCAUCAUGCUGACCAACUGACUCAGUUAGCUUUUCCUGUUUUAAAUUCCCUUCAACAGGCUGAGGCGUCCCAUGCU
Callithrix jacchus (white-tufted-ear marmoset) is the source of this 5238-nucleotide messenger RNA. The record is from RefSeq and is a predicted model, not a curated record. Lineage: Eukaryota; Metazoa; Chordata; Mammalia; Primates; Cebidae.